This is a messenger RNA of Dermatophagoides farinae (American house dust mite), 1411 nucleotides long. RefSeq names its product ribosomal RNA-processing protein 8. NCBI's taxonomy places the organism in Eukaryota, Metazoa, Arthropoda, Arachnida, Sarcoptiformes, Pyroglyphidae. The record is from RefSeq and is a predicted model, not a curated record. Gene Ontology annotation, cellular component: nucleolus. Gene Ontology annotation, molecular function: methyltransferase activity.
UCUGUGCUUUGUAUUCAUUGAAUUUCAAUAUAAUAAUUUAAUGAAAAUGAUAUAAAUAUAACAACAUAAAGAGAUAAUAAUAAUGGCUACAUUUCAAACUGGCCGAGAUCGUCGCCGUUUAUUGAGCUAUUUGGCCAAUAAUAAAUCAACGAAAAGUUUAUCAACAAAGAAUGAUGAUGAUGAUGAUGAUGAUGAUAGUAAUAAAAGGAAAAAGCGUCGUCAGCAAUGUGCACAAUUGGUGAACAAAAUUGAUCGCAAAGAUAAUGAACGAAAGAGCAAAACUCAUGAUCAUUGCAAGAAUAGAAUGAAAAAAUUUAAUCGUAUAUCUGUGGCUACAACUAAAAAUGACGAUGAGCAACUGGAAUUGCGUAAAGAUGUUGAAUGUUUUCUACGACAACACCAAAACAUGGAAAAAAUCAAUCAUUCUGACUGUGAUGAGGAUUUUGAAUUGGCUCAUACGAAAAAAUUCAAACACGAUGAUGAUGAUGAUGAUGUGGAACAAUUCGAACAACGAAGUCAAAUUCUAGCACAACGUGCUCACCAGACAUUAUCAGCAUCAAUGUUUCGUUAUUUGAAUGAAUUCCUCUACACACAUUCAUCGUUUGAAGCGAGAAAAUGUUUCGAUUCGACCAAAUUCCAGAAAUACCAUCAAGCCUAUGAACACAUCAUGCAACAAUGGCCAUUGAAACCGAUAGACUACAUUAUCGAUCAAUUGAAACAACGAAUUCGACCCACCCUUAUGAAUCGAUUGGUUAUGGCCGAUAUUGGCUGUGGCAGUAAACCACGAAUCGCUCAAGCUUUUCCCAAUUGUACUGUCUAUUCAUAUGACCUUUACUCUGGCGACGAUUCUUCAAUAAUAUCAGCCGAUAUGUGCCGUUUACCAUUAGAUAGUGACCACUGUGAUUAUCUAAUUUAUUCAUUAUCAUUGAUGCCACAAAAUCUUGCCGACGUUUUUCGCGAAUGUAAUCGUAUUUUAAAAUCAUCAAAUGGUUAUGCUGUGAUUGUCGAAGUUGCAUCUCGUUUUGCUGAUUUUGGUAAAAAUAACAACACAAACCACACAACAUCUGGCAAAUCUUUGAUGGAAAACCAAAAGCAAAAAUUUGCUGCUGAUUUUGAGAAUUUUGCCAAACAUCUGCGUCAACAUUAUGGCUUUCAGUUGAUUGAAUAUUAUCUAUUGCCGCCCAAUGAUUACUUUGUUUAUUUUAUUCUGAGAAAAAUUGAAACCAUCAAUCUUACCGGAUCUCGAGGACCUAUGAUGAUACAACUGAAACCUUGUGUUUAUCGUCAUCGAGAACCACCGAAACAAAAAAACGAUUGAAAAUUUUUACAUCAAAACAUAGAGUGCCAACGAUUGUCAUCUAUAUCAACGAUCAUCAUGAUGGUACGGAAACCAUUUCUCAUAAUGUUCGAA